Suillus clintonianus is the source of this 1986-nucleotide messenger RNA. RefSeq lists its product as uncharacterized. NCBI's taxonomy places the organism in Eukaryota, Fungi, Basidiomycota, Agaricomycetes, Boletales, Suillaceae. The transcript is spliced from 9 exons. The record is from RefSeq and is a predicted model, not a curated record. Bases 1 to 1986 code for a protein of 661 amino acids.
AUGGCCAUCACAACUAGACCUUCGAAUGCAACAAAAUGUGUUGCAAAGCCGGUACUUGAUGCCAAGCAGCGCCGGCACACCAAAGCUCAGAUGGAGGCUGAUAGGCGUGCUGCUGAAGAGGAACAGAAGAAGACGAAACAGAAAGCACUGGAAGGCCUUGAGCGGAUUGCUGGAAUCCAGAACAACGAAGUACUCAUUGUUGCGAAGGCACAAACUGACCCUCCAAAGCCGCGUCCACGUCCACGUUCUCAGCGCAGUCACUUGCAGCCUGGUGCGACUCCAAGUCCAUCCGAGGAUGUUGUCAUGGCCGAUGUGGAGGUGAAAAAAGUUGUUGAAGGGGAAGCGCUCAACCCAGAGAAUCAGGGUGAGACCUUGGAGACAAAGAAGAAGAAGAAGAAGACGCCUCACCAUGAUGCCAUCAAUGCAAUUCACAACACUUCCCAUCAAGAUAGUCACGCUGCACGUGCAUCAGACGCUGACAAGAAAGGCAACUUGUUGAAAAGUGAAUGUGCUGAACCCGGCAGCGAAGAAGAUGACAAAGAAGCAUUUCUGGGACAUAUGCAGAAGUGGGUCUCAAACAUCAAAAAAACUAAGGGCUUGAGCGUCCCAAAACCCAGAACGCCCAGGAACACAGUUGCGAGCACCCAAACCACGACAAACACCAAAGUUACGACAAACUCCAAAAGUACUGCACCUACCUCAGCAUAUCCACCUCCAUCAACAUGUGUAGAUGAGGCUCUGGACUCAGAUGAUGAACUUGAGGAGCCUGGAUUCUUGCUGGAUACUGAUGAUGUGGAAGAGCGCGACUCUCAUAUUCAUAUGGGGAUUAAACCAGUCUCAGACAUUAUUACUAUUUCUGAUGGCGCAACUGAAGAUGACUCCUUCGUCGACUAUAGCCUCCCACCAUUCAUGCAGAUCCCGAUCAAGCGGGAAGCAAGUGAGUCACCGGCAUGCGAGAGCAAGGACAUCAUCAAUGGUUCAGAUAAUUCCUUUGUUGACUAUAGCCUCCCGCCAUUCACACAAAUCCCAGUCAAGCGGGAAGCAAGUGAUGUCUCAAUUAAUGUCCCUCCCCCUUCCAAGCGCCCUAGGACAAAAGGUUCUCAGAAAGAAUCGAGCGAGAGCAAGGUCAAGUACAAGAAUGAACACCUUCCUGAUGGCUGUCUGAGGAACAAUAAAUGGCGCAGAGUCCUCAUCCCCACCUAUGCAAAGUGGAAUGGUGCACUUCAUGUGGGGUGGGGCAUGAAGGAUACUGAAGAAUGCAAGGUCUUGAGGAUCAUCUGGGACGCCGUCUACAAGAGUAAGAUUCCCGCAGUCAUUAAGUCCGACGGCCCUGUCCAUUUUGUAGCCAGUCAGAGGAUGACGGAAUGGCGGGGUGGAAUCACAUCCGCAACCAUUCUAAUGAUCACAAGUCUUGUUAGUUCUGACAAGGCUUAUGCAACAGAGGAUGGACGUCGUCAACUCGGAGAAUUUUGGCUUCAAGACAACCGCUUUCUUUUUGCAAAUAUUUCAGCAGACAACAAGCAGGGCUUUACUGGAAUGUGGAAAUCCCCGUUUAUUUUACAAACAUUUGCGGCCCACCUACACUACAUUCUAGGCGCCAUUGAAAUUCCUGAGCUCGACGGUGACAAUUGCCAUCCCAGUGCUGCGCUUGCACUUGCAGCUGUUUCAGUCAAACGUGCCUUCACACUUCUCGCUGAAAACAAUAUCACCUUUGAGAUUGUCAAACCUUCUGGAAAAGGUAAGAAGAAAGCCGCUGAUCCACAGGAGAUCUGGAAGGCCAGCGUGAACGAGGCACGCAUUCCAGAUGACGCGUGGGACAGCAUCAUUGCUGAAGCGCGCCAUUUCAUGAAGGACUCGGGACGCAAGCGGAGGGGUUCAAACUCUGGUGAGGAGGACAGCAGUAUAGAGGAUGACAUGGCCGACGACGACGACGACGAUGAAGACAAGUACACUGGACCUCUUCGCAUUCCGGUAACAUUUUUGUAA